GAGAUGCUGAGCUGGAGCAGCUUUCACACACACAGGAUCACACCCAUUUAUUGCAGAGUUUCCAGUCUCUCACAGCAUUUCCUGAAUGCACAUCCAUACCAAACAUGCCCUUCGGUUCUCUCUGCUCUUUUGCUGUUGUGAGAGAAUCUGUCCUUCAGCUGAGAGACAAACUGGAUGAUUUCUGCAAAGAGGAGCUGAAGAAGAUCUCUGACAGAGUCACUUCCACCAACAUUGUUCCCAAGACCAGGAACGACUUCCUAAAACAUUCCCAUCGGCUCACUCUGGAUCUGAACACAGUGAAUAAACGCCUCCGUCUGUCUGAGAGGAACAGAGUGAUUACUAACGAUAACAUAGUCCAGCCGUAUCCUGAUCAUCCAGACAGAUUUGAUUAUUGGCUUCAGGUGUUGUGUAGAGAGAGUGUGUGUGAUCAACGCUGUUACUGGGAGAUUGAGUGGAGUGGGCUCCUUGGUCUGUAUAUAUCAGUGUCAUAUAAGAGCAUCGGCAGGAAGAGUGAGGGUUAUGAGGGUUGGUUUGGACAUAAUGAUCAGUCCUGGAGCUUGUUCUGCUGUCCCUUCAGAUUCUCAUUCAUUCACAAUAAGAUAGAGAGUGAUCUCCCUAUAGUGCCCAGCAGUAGAAUAGGAGUGUAUGUGGAUCACAGUGCAGGAAUUUUGUCCUUCUACAGCAUCUCUGGAGACACAAUGAGCCUCAUCCACACAGUCCAGACCACAUUCACUCAACCGCUCUAUCCUGGGUUUUGGGUUUAUCAUCAUGGAUCAAGAGUGAAACUGUGUCAGUGAAUCAGAGUCGAUUGAAGAGAGAUUCUACACAUAAUAUUUAAAAUAACAUUCAUUUACAUAGCCUUGAGAAAGUCCUGUUUUGUUGCAUUACAACUUAUAAAUAAAAAAAAAAUAACUGGAUUUUAGGUAAUGGACUUUAGUGCUAGUGGUUCAAAUUGUUGAUGAAGAAUGGGAUAAUAUGAAUUAUAAAACAAAAAUAAAAACUGAAAAGUUAUGAGUGCAUGUGUAUUCACAGCAUAUCAAUGCUAUAAAAUCCCUAAAAGGGUAACAUUUUUAAUUGGUUCAACCAAAUUAUGCUGCCUUCACAUGCACAGUUUCCACGGUAUAAAUUGCACAUAAAUGCCCUCCUAUUUCGAAACUUGAGUGCAAUGACCUCAUAAUCGCGACUUCAGGAGUGGGACCUAUCACAUUUCUGAUAGCAUCUAAUAGCAUUAACCCUUAAUUGUACUACGUUUUAGUCCUUUGGGGUCAGAUAGAUCCCAAACAUUUACAGAGCGAUUGCAUAAGGAAAUAUGCAUUUUUUAUAUGAUAAACUAUAUAUCAUUUUUUUUAUUUACUUCUCAACUAUGCAUUUAUGCUGUUUUUGUGGAAAUUUUGAAGUUUUUUUUUUUUAACCUAUUUACUGCACAAUUAUUUAACCACACCACAAAUUGGCUUUUUAAUGAAAAAAUCACUUUAAUGAUGAACUUAAUUAAAUCUGAAUUGUAUUUGGACAUUGCUCUAUGUGUUAGGGAUAGAAUACUGCCAUCUACAGGUUUGUGGAAAAACUACAGUUAAAGAAAGAAUGUGCAAUGACCACAUAUAUCUAAUAGAGGUCAAUAGGGACUCAUUUUCACUUCAUUUUUAUUGAUGCUUCAACUUAUGAUAUAUAUUUUAUGAUAUAUAUUUUGUAAACAUGCUUGUUCCAUGUUGCCUUUGUGCUCUAGUAUCAGUACUCCUUUUAUGUAUGGACAUUUUUCAGAUUUAUGCCAGUUUUGAUGAUUUUAUUUGCCAAUUUCUACAAAAAUGUCCUCUGUUUCAGUCACACAUGUGUGUUCCACUUUGUGUUUAUGGUCUAGGACCAGACCUUUAUUUAAAUGUAGAAAUGUUCAGAUUUAGGCCAGUUUUGAUUUUAUUUGCAAAUUUCUAUAAAAAGGUCCCCAACA
Messenger RNA from Megalobrama amblycephala (Wuchang bream), 1942 nucleotides. RefSeq names its product tripartite motif-containing protein 16-like protein. NCBI's taxonomy places the organism in Eukaryota, Metazoa, Chordata, Actinopteri, Cypriniformes, Xenocyprididae. The transcript is spliced from 4 exons. Gene Ontology annotation, molecular function: protein binding. The record is from RefSeq and is a predicted model, not a curated record. The coding region runs from base 105 to 797 and encodes 230 amino acids.